This is a messenger RNA of Harmonia axyridis, 1623 nucleotides long. RefSeq names its product glyoxylate reductase/hydroxypyruvate reductase-like. Gene Ontology annotation, cellular component: cytosol. Gene Ontology annotation, molecular function: hydroxypyruvate reductase (NADH) activity; NAD binding; glyoxylate reductase (NADPH) activity. The transcript is spliced from 9 exons. The record is from RefSeq and is a predicted model, not a curated record. NCBI's taxonomy places the organism in Eukaryota, Metazoa, Arthropoda, Insecta, Coleoptera, Coccinellidae. Bases 178 to 1563 code for a protein of 461 amino acids.
GCCAAUACGCGUCCCGACUCCCGGACGCUUGGAACCGCUGCUAUUCAUUUGUUUACGUUUGGUUUUAACCUAGAAGCUGAAACGAGACGUUUGUCAUUGAAGUUGUUCAAGUAAUUACAAUUCUCGUACGCCGUAGAAAUUCCUUUGAAGAAAAAAAUAUACUUCCAAAUUUCGAGAAUGCCUAAAAUAAAGAAAUGUUGUGUACAAGGAUGUACCGAUGAGACAAGUACAAGACAUCGUUUCCCUAUGAGAGAUUUGGAUUUAUUCGAUAACUGGCUCCAAAUUAUCCAACCAAGAAAUUGGCAACAAUUGACUAGGCAUCGAAUUUAUGAAGGUUAUUUUGUGUGCCAUUCACAUUUUGAUAAAAAAUAUCAUUUUCCAGGAAGCCAUCGUGGUCUUACUUGUAAUGCCAUACCUACAAUCGGUAUUCCGGGAAGUGCAAAAGUUGGAGCAGAUGGUAAUGAUCAUAAUGAAGAUCAAGGCUUCAUUGUCUUAGAUGAUGUUCCAAAUAAAUUAGCAGAAAAUACACAAAUUCUGACUCUCCAAUCAACACAAAAAAAUUCUAUUAAUUUCAAAAGGUGCUACUCCACAAUUACAGAAAAAAUGUCGAAAUUCAAGGUGCUGGUUGCAAACAGUUCAGUUCCACAGAUAGCGCACGAUUUACUGAAAGCUGAAUGCGAUGUCAGAGUUUGCGAAGCUGAAAGAGAACCAAUUCUUCAGAAUAUUAGAGGUGUUGACGCAUUAUUCUGGUCCUCUCAUCACAAGCUUGAUAAGGAAAUGCUUGAUAAGGCAGGACCGCAACUCAAAGUCAUUGGCACUAUGUCUGCUGGAUACGAUAACAUAGAUGUAGAAGAAAUAAGAAAAAGAGGUAUCAAGUUUGGGAAUACCCCUGGAGUGUUAAAUGAUGCAGUAGCAGACAUGACGGUUCUCCUAGCUUUGAUGACUUCAAGGAGAUAUCUAGAAGGCAGAGAAUCGAUAGAAAAAUCGACUUGGUCGGAAAAAAAUGGUCCUCAAUGGUUACUUGGAAGGGAUCUCAGUGGAUCAACAGUUGGAAUUGUAGGACUUGGAAAUAUAGGACAAACCAUUCUCUCAAGGCUCAAAUGCUUCAAAGUUGAAAAAUUUCUCUAUACUGGACAUAAAGAAAAGCCAGAGGGGAAAUGUCUAAGUGCUCAUUUCGUGCCAAUGGACACCCUUCUUCAAGAAAGUGAUUUCGUAAUUGCCAGUGUUCCUUUAACUAAAUCAACAGAGGGGAUGUUCAAUGCUGAAGCAUUUUCCAAAAUGAAGAAGACGGCAAUUUUCAUCAACGUGAGCAGAGGAGGUAUAGUAAACCAACCGGAUCUAGUGGGAGCUUUGAAGAAAAAUCAGAUAUAUGCUGCUGGAAUUGAUGUCAUGACACCAGAACCUCUGCCACCUGAUCAUGAAUUGCUAAAACUCAAAAACUGCGUUGUGACACCCCACAUGGGAAGUGCUACUAUUAAUACAAGAAACAGUAUGGCAGAACUGGCUGCAAAAAAUAUCCUGAAAGCGUUGAAAGGAGAGCCAAUGAUAGCACCAGUUGUUUAAAUGUUAAACAGUGUUAAGAUAUUUUUAUACUUGUUAUUAAUACAGUUCCAAGAAAUCUCA